UCUCGGACCCUCAGCUGUUCUGUUGACUGUCUCUCAAUCACCAUGCGUGAAAUUGUACAUCUGCAAAUUGGACAAUGUGGCAACCAGAUCGGCUCCAAGUUCUGGGAGGUUAUCAGUGAAGAACAUGGGAUAAAUGCAAUAGGCCUCUACGAAGGAGACAACAACAUACAACUGGAGAGGCUCAACGUCUACUUUAAUGAGGCACACGGUGGUAAAUAUGUCCCCAGGGCAUUGCUUGUGGACCUGGAGCCCGGCACUAUGGACAGUGUCAGAGGAAGUCGCAUCGGUGCUCUUUUUAGACCAGACAAUUUCAUCCACGGAAACUCAGGAGCUGGAAACAACUGGGCAAAGGGCCACUACACAGAGGGAGCGGAGCUGGUGGAGCAUGUCAUGGAUCGGGUCAGGAACGAGAGUGAAAGCUGUGAUUGCCUCCAAGGCUUUCAGCUGGUUCACUCGCUGGGGGGAGGCACAGGCUCCGGCAUGGGUACCCUCCUCAUCAAUAAGAUCAGAGAGGACUACCCAGACCGUAUCAUGAAUACCUUUAGCAUCAUGCCAUCUCCUAAAGUCUCAGACACAGUGGUGGAGCCUUAUAAUGCUACACUCUCUGUGCAUCAGCUCUUAGAGAACACAGACGAGACUUUCUGCAUUGACAACGAGGCCCUUUACGACAUCUGUUUCCGUACCCUAAAACUGACUACACCAACUUAUGGGGAUCUCAACCACUUGGUCUCCUUGACUAUGAGCGGGGUCACAACCUCUCUCAGAUUUCCAGGACAGCUCAAUGCUGACCUGAGGAAGCUGGCUGUUAACAUGGUGCCCUUCCCCCGUCUUCAUUUCUUCAUGCCAGGCUUCGCCCCACUGACACCUCGGGGUAGCCAGCAAUACAGAGCUCUCACUGUACCUGAACUUACCCAGCAGAUGUUUGAUGCCCGCAACAUGAUGACGGCAUGCGACCCACGGCGAGGGCGCUACCUCACAGUAGCUGGUGUCUUUCGAGGUAGGAUGUCCACAAAAGAGGUGGAUGAGCAGAUGCUCGCAAUGCAACAGAAAAACAGUGCCUAUUUUGUCGACUGGAUCCCUCAUAAUGUAAAGGUGGCUGUGUGUGACAUCCCACCUCGAGGUCUAAAAAUGGCUUCCACAUUCAUUGGAAACAACACAGCAAUUCAGGAGAUAUUCCGUCGGGUGGGCGAGCAGUUCUCCCUCAUGUUCAGACGGAAGGCGUUCCUCCACUGGUACACAGGAGAGGGUAUGGAUGAAAUGGAGUUCACAGAGGCUGAGAAUAACCUCAACGACCUGGUGGCAGAGUACCAGCAGUACCAAGAUGCAACUGCUGAUCUAGAUUGGGAAGCAGAAGAAGAAGAAGAAGAGGAAGGACCCUCGACUGCAAGGAUCACAAAGGUUCAGUCUCGGACGGAAACCAAACUGGAAACAGUGGUAGAAACCAACAAAGAAACUGUAGAUGAGUAGUGUGGAUGAGGUAUACAGCUUCACACAGAAGGACUCUUUGGGCAAGAAUUGAGAUGAUGUACAUAUAGUGAAUUUCUUUGAAAAAAUUUUUUUAUUUUAAACUGUUUUACAAGUAUUUUUUAUUAAUUUUAUUUUUAUUUUCUCCUUUUACUGGAUUCAAGGCUUUGAUGACUAUGUUUGGGGCUUUUGAUCUUUUGAAAAAAUCUUUCAGCAGUUAUUUGAAAUAGAUAUCUUAGACAUGUAACGCCAACAGCACACCCAUGACUAACUAGGCAGAUUUGCCUUUUUGAUGACCUGUGAAUGCUUCAGAUGUAUAUAGAAGGUGAUUUAAAGGAGGCUUCUGUCAGGGAAUCUAAGCCCAGGCUUCUCCAGAAGACAAAUGGGUCAUAGUAUUAAAAAAUAUAAUCACAAGAUUGACUAAUAGAGGACUAAUAGACAAACAUGACAAUUAGCCACAGUUGUAAGCAUGCAAUUUCAAGCUAUGUUUACAUUUACUUCUACUUCUACUUCUUGCUAGCCAGGAAGUAGCACAUAGAUUUUUUUUGUUUGUUUUUGCAUAUUUGUUCUAAGAUUUAACAAGUCAUUUUA
Gambusia affinis (western mosquitofish) is the source of this 2055-nucleotide messenger RNA. RefSeq names its product tubulin, beta 1 class VI (gene tubb1). The record is from RefSeq and is a predicted model, not a curated record. The coding region runs from base 43 to 1467 and encodes 474 amino acids. Gene Ontology annotation, cellular component: microtubule; cytoplasm. Gene Ontology annotation, biological process: mitotic cell cycle; microtubule cytoskeleton organization. Gene Ontology annotation, molecular function: GTP binding; GTPase activity; structural constituent of cytoskeleton. The transcript has 4 exons. Lineage: Eukaryota; Metazoa; Chordata; Actinopteri; Cyprinodontiformes; Poeciliidae.